Moneuplotes crassus is the source of this 332-nucleotide messenger RNA. The record is from the annotation of a GenBank genome assembly. Lineage: Eukaryota; Ciliophora; Spirotrichea; Euplotida; Euplotidae.
AUGACUCAACUUUGAAAUAACUUAGAUGAUGUUUUAGAGGAAAUAGCUAUAAGAGAAAAUUACAAGACUCAAAAUUGGUAUAAAAAAGAAUAUGGGAGCACUCUGAAAAUGAUUAAAGCAUUAGUCUUUACAAAUCUCUCGUUUUAUCAAUUUGGUUGGAGUCAUUUUUGAGGCAAGAAAGGAUAUCUUUUCAGGAUACCUUCAUGUACCAGAGACCGGCUACUCUAACAAGAUUAUGUGAUGGAGUCAUGUUUUAAUAUCUUCUCCAUCUUUAAUUUAAAACAUGCCCUGUAAAUAGUGAAUCUGACAAAGAAAUGUAGAAAUGCUUGUAA